Molecule: messenger RNA, 2199 nt
Organism: Drosophila pseudoobscura
Lineage: Eukaryota; Metazoa; Arthropoda; Insecta; Diptera; Drosophilidae
Gene: SecCl
Product: Secretory chloride channel
Exons: 7
Coding region: 461-1996 (511 amino acids)
Biological process (GO): chemical synaptic transmission; chloride transmembrane transport; regulation of membrane potential
Cellular component (GO): neuron projection; synapse; plasma membrane
Molecular function (GO): transmitter-gated monoatomic ion channel activity involved in regulation of postsynaptic membrane potential; excitatory extracellular ligand-gated monoatomic ion channel activity; chloride channel activity
Source: RefSeq, a predicted model, not a curated record
CCGACACGCUGAGAGCUACACGAACCGCACGAGCUUCGCCUCCCCCUCAGUGCUCAUUGAGGCGUCGGCGUCGACAGCAGCGCACCUAAGCAGAGCAGAGCCGAGCCGAGCAGCAGCGGUAUAGCCCAGGUAUUUCUGUGGGGCGCAAACGCAGCGCGAGUUCAAAACGCCAGCGACUGGAGCUGGAGAAACAGACACAAACAGACUGGCAACUGGCGAUCGUCCUCGAGAGAACAUUAAGAACUACGAGUGUGCCAUAGAACAUUAAGAAUUGAAUUGAAUUUGCAUUUUUUUUCGAAGUGAAUGUGUGCAAAGUGAAUGUGAAUGUGCGCGAGCAGGUCGUGUGAAACAUGAGCAUUUAACUUCGAAUCAUUCCCCAUUCGGCCAGCCCAAAGAAUAACUUAGCCAAAGUUAAAGGAAACCAAAUCAAAACCCAACCAAAUUGUAAACCAAAAUCAACAUGAAUCACUCCAGGAAUGUUUUGUGGACUACAUUGAUCUUCGGCUCAAUCCUCGUCCUCUUUCAAGCCUCAAUUGGGGCCACUAUCGAUACUGUGGAGGACCAGGACUGUCCCUCUCUGGCCAAUGCUUCAUACAUGCAGCAUUCCCAGCUUAUACAGACUCUGACCCAUGUCUGCCGCUAUGAUCGGUUAGAGCGACCCAUUGAAUACGACAGUGACGCCAAACGGCUACCCAUUGUGGUGAAGACACGCAUCUAUGUGUACUUCCUGCAGAAUUUAAACUCGGAUCUGUUGCAGUUCAAGAUGCACGCCCUGCUGCAGCUCAGGUUCCAGGACAAGCGACUGGCCUACAAGGCCUUCCAGAGAGAUGACAAUAUUCUGGGCCAGAAGCAUCUGAGCGAACGCCUGUGGCUGCCGCACAUCUUCUUUGCCAAUGAACGAGAGUCCAGCAUUCUGGGCACAGACGAGAAGGAUGUGCUGACCUCGUUGUCACCAGAGGGGAAUGUCAUCCUAUCCACGCGCAUGCAGGCCUCACUGUAUUGCUGGAUGAACUUCAAGAAAUUCCCGUUUGACCAGCAGCUCUGCUCCACAGUUAUAGAGAGCUGGAUGUACAAUACCUCGGAUCUGGUUCUCGAAUGGGAGGAGCGGUCGCCCAUCUCUUUUGAUCCGGAAAUGCGACUUACAGAGUACAACAUGGAAAAGUUCUGGCACAACACAACCAUCGUGCACUCGGAUGAAAUCAAUCUACGUCACGGUGCAUUUCUGGGUGACUACAGUUCUCUGAGCUUUACUGUGAAUUUGAGGCGUGAAAUUGGUUUCUAUUUGCUGGACUACUAUCUCCCCUCCAUGAUGAUUGUGGCCAUAUCGUGGGUGUCCUUCUGGCUUCAGGCAGAUGCCUCCCCGCCGCGCAUAAUGUUAGGAACCAGCACCAUGUUGUCGUUCAUCACGUUGUCGUCAUCGCAGAGUAAAAACCUGCCAAAGGUUAGCUACAUCAAGGUGUCGGAGGUUUGGUUUCUGGGCUGUACCUUCUUCAUUUUUGGAAGCCUGGUGGAGUUCGCCUUCGUCAACACGAUCUGGCGUCGCAAGGAGAAUAUCGAGCUGAAGAAGGUCAACAGCAAAUACAUCAUCAAGUCUACACUCACGCCACGCCCAUCGCGUCGUCAGAUGGGCGGCAGUCUCAGCAACGAUUCCAGAGCCAGAUCAUGCUCGAGCCUGGACAAUAUCGUUUCCAGCACAGAGAGCGUUCGCAAUGGCAAUGGCAACGUAAAUCAUGGCUAUAACAAUUACCUAACAGUUCAUCCAAAUCUGCCCAUCAUUAAGACCGAGUGUGCCGACAAUGUGUCCAUAUCUAGUGAGCGGAUGAGCAAUGAGCAUAUAAUUGACAUCGACAAAGAAAAGAAGGAGACGCCGCCCACAUUUACAACCAUGACACCGCAGGAGAUUGCCAUGUGGAUAGAUCGGCGAUCGCGUUUCCUCUUUCCAGUGAUGUUUCUGGCCUUCAAUGCGCUCUACUGGACCUUUGUCUAUGUUUUAUAAACGAGAGAGAGAUAUUCAAAGAAGGAAUAUUGUUAUUGUACAUACAUAUGUAUACAACGCAAUUGUUGCCAUAUAAAUGUGAAAUCUUGUCUAUUUGUGUUGCUCUUUUUUACGCAAAUAAUUAUACUAAUUAUGUUGUAAGAUGCAUCAUCUCAUAGUUGUACAAAUACUGAUCAUAAAUAUAUAUACUAUAUACACAUAAA